AUGAUCAUAAAGCUAUUACUAAUGAUGUAUGCUGUAUAUGCAAGAAUUGAGCUAGUGGAUAUAAAGAAAAUAGGAGAGACUGUGGUUAUUCAAGAAGAUAGAUUAUUAAUACACCCAGACGGACCGCUUAGUCCACUUAGAGGAUAUAUUAUGCACAGGAGUGGGUACAUGUUCAACAAAAGAUUUUAUUCAUCCGAAAUAGACACAGACUAUAGCUUAACAAAAACAGAUAAAGUUAUACAUGACAGUGUUCCAGUUUAUGAUUAUACAAGACAGCCAAUUAAUGAUCAGGUAUAUGAUGAUAUUGAAGAGAACAAAGAAUAUUUGACUGAGUUCCACACACUGCUAAUUGGAAUGUUUCCCUCUCCAGAUGGAUCGCUUUCUAUUGUAUCAGAAAGAAACGAUGCAAUGUAUCGAUUCUUAAUAAAAGAUGAAGUACAAGCACAGAGCAUGCACAUUCUAGCAGCUCUUUUUCUCUUGUCUGAGAAUGUCAAUAUUCCUAUUAAUACAUGCAUACAAGAAGAAAAAAUACUUUUUCUGGAAAGCCCAGAUGGAAUAACUACAUAUAUUAAUCUGAAGGGGCCAAAUCAUUAUUUAGUAAAUCUUAUUGAGUUUCUAAAGAAAUAUAUAGAUGAUGAUAAUGCCAAUCCAAAUAGUAUAGAGAGCACGCCCAAUGAACCAACUGCAUAUGAGCAGUUCAAAACCGGAGAAUUUUUGAACACAAAGCAGUUUCUUGUUCAAUCGUAUAUAUACGAGUUUAUUGACACACCAGAAAAGUAUAUUAAGUUUGUAAAAGCAGUGUACACUCUCUUGAAUGAUCAAAUAAAGAAUGAAAAUUUUACACCAGAGGAUAUAGCAAAGAGUAAUAAACUGCUUGAAGAGUGCUUUAUAGAAGAAAAUGCAAUUUCAGGCUUGAUUAAUCAUGCAGCCCAUAUUUUUAAUCUUAAAGAUAUAAAAGACAAAUACAGAAAAUUUCCAUUUAUUGAUACAUUAGAGCUACCAAUAUAUACUCGAGUAAAGGCAUAUGAUAGAACAAAUGACAAAGAAUUAAACGAUGAAGAUAAAAAAUACUCCAACUAUGUAGAAGUAAGUCUACUAUGCUUGGCAUGCUGUUUAAUGUAUGACCCGAAUACAAGAAAGUACACUACAGAGCAUCUGCCAGACAAUGAAGAAACUAAGCCAUUGAAAAAAUUCUUUGAAAAAUAUCCAGUGCCAACAGAGAGUACUAGUUAUGAAAUGCAACAAGAUUGGUACAGAGUAGUAGCAGACUUGAAGAAUGACAAGAUUUUUUAUAUAAAGGAAGGGAAUAAUGAAUUGGAAACCGGUUUGUUAAACAUGCUAUAUGUUAUAUCAGAUAUAACUGGAAACCAGAAAAGAGUACUUGAAGAAAUUGAGUCUAUAAAAAAAAGGCGCGAUGAUAGUAAUCAUUCAUGUCUAGAUUUUAAUAUAGAAAAAAAUCUAAUCACGAUAUUUACAGCGCUAUCGACGAAUAAAGACCUUGAAGUAGACUGUGGUGAUUUUACAAUAGAAGAUAAUAGACACAGUAUGUCAGACUUAUUUGGCAGCUUUGGUCUACUUUAUAACUUUAAGAAGCUACAGACAGGAAUGUCAGUAGAUAUAAGCAAAGACCACGUUAAAUUAUUUAUAGAGGAAGAUUUAUUCUCUGAUGAAGAAAAAUCAGUUAUUAUAAGAGAAUUUACUAAAGCGCAGAAUAUGUAUAACAAUCCAAAUAAGUAUACAGAAUGUAUGAUUAAACAUUACAUUUAUGUAGAGCUAGCCAAAUUGCAGUGUGAGUAUGCAUAUGUAGAGGAGCCUAUUGAAAGUAUACUUUUAAAUAGUAUUAUUAAAGGCGGAUAUAUAAGUACGCUUAAUAUAUUCCUAUACGGAAGAAUUGAAAUAGAAUAUUAUAAAGUGAGUAUUAUUACAAACUUCUUGAUGCUCUAUGCAAAUCCUAUUAUUAAAUAUGACAGUUCACUAAUACGAAUGACAAAUAAUAUUAUCGGAAGCAUCCCACUUGAUAAUCUGUGUACAAGAGAUUGGAUCUUACGAGGAUAUAUUUACAACUCAAAAGCUAAAGAUUACUAUAAAAAAAUUGAUGAAAGUGCAUGGGAUGGACUUUGUAUAACAAAUAUUAUACUUAAAUCAUUAUAUCUAGAUUUGUUUUUAUGUACAGUUACUGUAGAAGACGGGCUUACGCAUAGUUUUGCUGGAAUAAUAAAAAAACUAAAUAAGAAUAGCUACCAUUAUUAUAAAACUAUAGAAGACAAGUGUAUUAUUGAAUAUAUAUUAGAUUAUUUAGACAAUACAUCCAAACCCAAAUUUGAUACAUUCUGUACGAUAAUAAAUAUAGUAAACCAAACACUUACAAACUUCAAUAAGCAACAAUUAACAAAUAUACAUUUGUCAUGGUUUUUUGACAUGUUUUCUAUGAUGACCGAAGAAGACACACCAGAAAUUCAACAAUAUUUACUAUAUUUAUUUAGUAUUAUAAAUGAUGAUUAUAUUACGACAGCAAAAAAAAAAGAUAUUCGGUGGAGUAUUCAAAGUUCUCCUAAUGAUAUAUUGGAUUUCUUACAAAAAAAUAGCAAUAUGAUUUGUGGUACUAAUUUAGAAAUCAGCAAUAAAAUCAAUAAAAUUGAACAGCUGCUUAAGAAUAGUACAUUCCAGAAUCAGCCCCGGUAA
Molecule: messenger RNA, 2682 nt
Organism: Nematocida parisii ERTm1
Lineage: Eukaryota; Fungi; Microsporidia
Exons: 1
Coding region: 1-2682 (893 amino acids)
Source: RefSeq, a predicted model, not a curated record